AUGAAAGCUCGCAGCAGCACCUCGUCCUCGCGCGGCGGCGGCGGCGGCGGCGGCGGCGGGGAGAGGACGAACUUCAUCGUCGUCCUCCUCGUUUUGGGGAGUCUCGGAUGUUUGAAGCUGUGCUGCGUUGGAUUAUUCGCCAGAGGAUUUUUAUUCGUGCGCGUUGAACUCGCGCAAAAAUCAUCGUCGUCGUCGUCGAGCCACGCCGGUGAAAGCUUCGCGACGGACGCUUCUUCUUCUUCUUCUUCUUCUUCUUCUUCUUCUUCUUCUUCUUCUUUCACUACUACUACUACUACUUCUCUAGUAAUCGAUAAGCUCAUCGUGCUCAUCAUCGACGCAGCGCGAUACGAUUGGGUCGCCAACUCUGCGUCACAUUCUGCUCUGAAACGCGAAGAAAGUGAUGAUGAGAGCAACAAAAACCAUGGCUUGACGGAGCUGCGAGACUACUAUUACAACACCGCAGGAGCAGGAGCAGGAGCAGGAGCAGGAGCAACUGCGCGAAAGAGGAAAUGGAGAAAGGAAAAGAGCGACGAUAUAGACAGCGAUAGCGAUACGUCCGAUUCGUUGCUGUUUAAAUUCAUCGCGGACGCACCGACGACGACGUCGCAGCGGCUGAAAGGACUCUUGACCGGUUCUCUUCCAACGUUCGUUGACGUUUCGAAUUCGUUCAGUUCAAAAACGCUCGAGGAAGACAAUUUGAUACAUCAACUUCAUCGGAACGGGAAGAAAAGGAUACUGUUUUCGGGCGACGAUACGUGGGCAGAUUUAUUCCCACCAUCAAUCAACGACGAUGGCAAUAAUAUUUCUUCUUCUUCUUCUUUUUCUUCUUCCUAUUUUACUGAUUUUGAAGCGUUUCCUUCGAUGAAUGUAAGAGAUACCGAAACGGUCGAUACGGGAGUUCGUAACUCUUGGAAGAAAGCGCACGCGUUGGCUCUAAAGAAUAGGAAUGGUAGUAAUAGUGAUAAUAAUAGUAGUAGUAGUACUAGCAACGAUAGCGCUAGUUUUGAUUGCAAUGUUGCAGAUUGGGACGUGUGGAUUGGCCAUAUGCUUGGCGCCGAUCACGUCGGCCACACGUACGGUGCGAAAACAAAAGAGAUGAGGAAUAAGUUGGAACAAAACGACAGAGAUAUUAGGAACAUUAUGAAUGAUAUGAAGACAGAAAAAGAGGUUUACAAAAACGCGCUGUUUUUAGUUUUCGGGGAUCAUGGUAUGACCGACGAAGGUGACCAUGGCGGUUCUUCCGAAGUUGAAGUGAAUUCGUUCCUCUUCGCGCAUCGUCCGCACGGAAAUAUCAAGGAAGUUUUUGAAAGAGACGACGACGACGAUAUCAUUGAGAGUGAAAUGUUGCAAAUAGAUUUAGUUCCUACGCUUGCUGUGCUCAUGGAUGUUCCCAUACCAUUUUCCUCGCUCGGCGUGGUAAACGAGAAACUUUGGAACUUAUUUCAUUACGAUGAAAAGGAUGACGCCGAUACUAAUAAUGGUGAACAAAGAGGUAGCGCGUCUUUUGCAUACGCUCUCGACCAGAACGUGCGUCAGGUUUGGAGGUACAUCAACGCGUAUCAUCGCGUGAAACGUUUUGAAACGUCGGCGUUUACUCGACUCGAAGAAAUGCAUGGUAGGUACCAGAACACUUCACGACUGGAGAGUACUGGCUCGCGCGAGAAAAAAAAAGAGCUGGGACUUGCGUUUUUGAGAGAAACACAAACGAUGACGCGCAGUGCGUGGGUUACGUUCGGAAUGCUUUCCAUGGUAUUUGGAGUUAUCGGUUUUUUUGGCGUUCUUUUGUUAUACAUGUACUGCAUCGCGUACUUUACUUCUAAAGCCGACGUCACCGACGCAAAAUUUGAGACUGGGCGAAGAAAAAAAGUCGCGCCGACGAGUGCGAGUAGUGCGACGAAUUCGCAAUCAUUCACGUCGUUUCCUUGCUUAUUUGUCGCGAGCGUGGUAGUGUAUUUCUUGUCGCUCGCCGCGAGAUGUUCCAAUUCAUUUAUAGAGAGUGAAAGAGAGAUGUAUCAAUAUCUCCUGGCGACUUUACUUGCGUCAACGUGCAUUGAUAGAUUGAGAUUUCAUAAGAACAAGCACCCACGGGAUAGCUUCGUAAGCUCGAAUAGGUUCGCAAAAGAUGGAGUAAUUUAUAACGCAAUCCUAGCUAUGAUCUGCAACGCGUUAUUAGCUCGCAUCGGAGAUACGUGGGUGAAAACGAAUUCAACUGAAGAAAUUUCGUCUUCGCGAGAGAGCUUGUUGAUCUUUGCAACUUUUUGCUUUGCGAUGUCUCACCAUCUUCAAAAUUUUGAGAUGGCUGUUUCUUGGAUCUUUUGGGCAUUUAGCGCCACGUACAGAAACAAUCUUUGGUAUCCCCGAAUAGUUUUCGCGUGCAGCUGGAUUUGGUUCCCGGUGACGCGCCAGUUUGAAAGCUUGAGUCCCAGGCGAAGACUGAAUUCGAGAGAUUUUCUGUGGACGCUGCUGCCAGUGUUUGCAGUCUUAACAAACUCAACUCACAUCGGCGGAGUGUUUGUACUCCUCAGCGCGCAUAUGAUAAACUUCUCUUCUAAAUCUAUCGGUAAUAUGCUGACUUUAUUUCCGUCUACUUCGCGCCCUGAUGCGCGUCAUUCAUCACUGUCCAAAAGCCGAAGAGACGAAAAAGAAGAAAGAGAAAAGACAAUAUUCCUCUCGGGAAGUAUUUUUACCGCGUGCGUGGCGAGUUUGCUGUUCUCGCAAGUAAUAUUUUAUGGAGGAGGUCAUUGGGUAAAGUUUAAUGGAUUGAGGUUCACCGCUGGGAUGACUGGAAUGGAUUCGUUCAACUGGUAUUUGUGUGGAAUUUUGUUAGGCUUGGAUACUUUCUGCGGAGAAAUUAUUUCAGUCUUGAUGUUUCCAAUAUUUCUUUCGUACUUUUCAUUGUCGUCGUCGUUGUCGUCGUUGUCGAUGCGCGGAGGAUGGAAGGAGAAGCAACAAGAAGGACAAGAAGAGCAAGAAGAACAAAAACAAAAACGCGUGGAUUUGAACGUCAGGAGUGUUGGCUUUCUCACGCUCGCGUUUCUUCGCGGAUUAGGCGUUUUCGUUUCAACCUUCUUUGUCGCAUACGAGCGACGACAUCUCAUGACUUGGGCAAUUUUUGCACCCAAGUUUAUCUUUGAGAUUUGCUCUCUCUUGUGUUUUGAAUGUUUCCUGGUUUUCAGUUUCGUUCUCGCGUCUAAAACGCGCGUAUACGAAACUCUUUCCGAAAAAAAAAUUGACGAAGAUUUUAAGAUGAGAGAACGCACGCGGCGUUCAAAAGUCUACAAAAGUCGCGCCUAG
Molecule: messenger RNA, 3294 nt
Organism: Bathycoccus prasinos
Lineage: Eukaryota; Viridiplantae; Chlorophyta; Mamiellophyceae; Mamiellales; Bathycoccaceae
Product: phosphoethanolamine transferase class O
Exons: 1
Coding region: 1-3294 (1097 amino acids)
Biological process (GO): GPI anchor biosynthetic process
Cellular component (GO): endoplasmic reticulum membrane
Molecular function (GO): mannose-ethanolamine phosphotransferase activity
Source: RefSeq, a predicted model, not a curated record